AUGACUCAAGAACUUGUUAUUCUUGGAGGUAACUUUGCAGGAUUUGUUGGUGCAAAGACUGUCUUGGAUAAGAUUAACCCCAAGUUGGGACAAAGGGCAUUCCAUGUUACUUUGAUUUCUGCUUCAACCCAUGCUUAUUUCAAUGUUGGAGCACCUCGUCUCCUAGUUGAGCCUGACAAGAUUGAUAGUACUCUGUUUUCUAUCGAAAAGGCUUUCGCAAAGUACCCAAAAUCACAGUUCACCUUUAUUCAGGGUACGGUUACCAACGUUGAUACCACCUCUCAAUCGAUUUCAUAUCAAAAGCCCAACCAGACUGUUGCUACUGCUAGCUAUGAUUCCCUUAUCAUUGCUACUGGUGCUAGAACUGAGAAUGUCUCUUACAAGCUCGUAGGCAGCCAUGAAGAAACUGUUGACGCUGUGAAGACCCUGAACAAUGCAGUUAAGGCUGCUAAGACUAUUGCUAUUGGUGGUGGUGGCCCUACCGGUGUUGAAACUGCUGGUGAACUUAGUUCUACUUAUCCAAGCAAGAAGGUUACUCUUUAUACUGGUGCCUCUCGUCCUCUUGAGCAUCUUGGCAAGCUAGGUGGCCCUGCUGAAAAGAAGCUUGUGAACCUUGGUGUCAAGGUUAUUAACAACGUAAAGGUUUUGUCUGCUUCUGCUACUGCUGAUGGUAAAACCACGUUGAAGUUGUCUGAUGGUUCUGAGUCUGUUGUUGAUCUUUAUAUCCCUGUUGUUGGUGUUCGCGCUAAUACAGAGUUCCUUGAUUCGUCUUUCCUUGAUAAAAGUGGAUUUGUUGUUACUGACGAUAACUUGAGAGUUAAGGGUUUGAAGCAUGUCUAUGCUCUUGGUGAUGUUAUUUCCGGUACCGCUAAGACUGUCAUUGACUUGGAUAAGGCUCAAAAGCAAGUCAUUGAGGCUACUCUAUUGAAUGAACACGUAAGCUCCUCAAAUAAGCUUAUUCCUCACCCCCAUCCUAAAGAAAUUACUGCUGCUGUUCCAAUUUCGAAGAACGGUGGAGUUGGUGUCGUCAAUGGAUGGGGCUUGCCCAGUUUUCUUGUUAAAUUUGCCAAGGCCAAGGAUUAUAUGAUCCCUAAGGCCCCUGGUCUCUUCGGUAUUGCUUAA
Molecule: messenger RNA, 1122 nt
Organism: Sugiyamaella lignohabitans
Lineage: Eukaryota; Fungi; Ascomycota; Dipodascomycetes; Dipodascales; Trichomonascaceae
Exons: 1
Coding region: 1-1122 (373 amino acids)
Cellular component (GO): cytoplasm
Molecular function (GO): electron-transferring-flavoprotein dehydrogenase activity; flavin adenine dinucleotide binding
Source: RefSeq, a predicted model, not a curated record